UUGAAUACUGUUUUGAUGCUUGCAAACGGUAGCUAACUUCAUGAGCCGGCGGAACCUCCUGCAAGAAAUAGACAUCAACCGUAAAGAUAGCAAAGCUAAGAAGCUUCGUUUUUCUGUGUAUGCAAGAUUCAUAUAAUAAGCCGCAAUGUCUCGAAGAUAUGAUUCAAGAACGACGAUCUUCUCCCCUGAAGGGCGUCUGUAUCAGGUAGAAUAUGCUAUGGAGGCUAUUGGGCAUGCUGGUACCUGUUUAGGUAUUCUAGCCAAUGAUGGUGUGUUGCUGGCAGCAGAGAGGAGGAACAUCCACAAACUGCUGGACGAGGUCUUCUUUUCAGAGAAGAUCUACAAACUCAAUGAAGACAUGGCAUGCAGUGUAGCAGGAAUCACAUCUGAUGCCAAUGUCCUCACCAAUGAACUCAGGCUAAUUGCACAAAGAUAUCUUCUCCAGUACCAGGAGCCUAUUCCCUGUGAACAGCUGGUUACAGCCCUCUGUGACAUCAAACAAGCCUACACACAGUUUGGAGGAAAGCGUCCGUUUGGUGUGUCUCUGCUCUAUAUGGGCUGGGAUAAGCACUAUGGCUUCCAGCUGUACCAGAGUGACCCCAGCGGAAAUUAUGGAGGCUGGAAGGCUACCUGCAUUGGCAACAACAGUGCAGCUGCAGUAUCAAUGCUGAAGCAGGACUUUAAAGAGGGAGAGAUGACUCUCUCCACUGCUCUCGCACUGGCCAUCAAAGUGCUCAACAAGACCAUGGAUGUCAGCAAGCUCUCUGCAGAGAAAGUUGAGAUUGCCACGUUGACACGAGAGAACGGUAAGACCAGAAUCAAGGUCCUAAAACAGAAAGAGGUUGAAGAGUUGAUCAAGAAGCAUGAAGCAGAGGAGGCCAAAGCAGAGAAAGACAAAAAAGAGAAGGAGCAGAAAGAAAAAGAAAAAUAAGAAACCUGCACUUCCUUUUAUAGAAAAUAUUACAAAGGUUUGGAUACAUAGUGUACCACUCUGUCUGUCUGUAUGUCUAAUGUUUUCUUUAAUAAAUACAACAGUGACAAGUC
Electrophorus electricus (electric eel) is the source of this 1044-nucleotide messenger RNA. RefSeq names its product proteasome 20S subunit alpha 4. NCBI's taxonomy places the organism in Eukaryota, Metazoa, Chordata, Actinopteri, Gymnotiformes, Gymnotidae. Gene Ontology annotation, biological process: ubiquitin-dependent protein catabolic process. Gene Ontology annotation, cellular component: proteasome core complex; proteasome core complex, alpha-subunit complex. The record is from RefSeq and is a predicted model, not a curated record.